Messenger RNA from Manis pentadactyla (Chinese pangolin), 1055 nucleotides. RefSeq names its product dnaJ homolog subfamily C member 2-like. The record is from RefSeq and is a predicted model, not a curated record. Gene Ontology annotation, biological process: 'de novo' cotranslational protein folding; regulation of translational fidelity. Lineage: Eukaryota; Metazoa; Chordata; Mammalia; Pholidota; Manidae. The coding region runs from base 540 to 1028 and encodes 162 amino acids. Gene Ontology annotation, cellular component: cytosol. The transcript is spliced from 5 exons. Gene Ontology annotation, molecular function: ribosome binding; Hsp70 protein binding.
AUUCCCUAUGCUAUACUUUUCAUCCCUGUGACUUAUUUAUUUUGUAAUUGGAAGUUUGUCCCUCUUGAUCCCCUUCACUCAUUUUGCCUGUCCUCCCACCCUCCUACAGCAGCCACCAAUUUGUUCUCCAUGUUUAUGAGUUUAUUUCUGCUUUGCACAUAUAAAUGAAAUCAUAUGUUAUUUGUCUUUCUGUGUCAGACUUAUUUCCCUAGCAUCGUACCCUCUAGGGCCAUCCAUGUUGUUGCCAAUGGCAAGACUUUGUUCUUUUUUAUGACUGAGUAAUGGUCUAUUAUAUAUAUGUACCACAUCUUCUUUAUCCAUUCAUCUAUUGAUGGACACUUAGGUUGCCUCCAUAUCUUGGCUAUUGUAAAUAAUGCUGCAGUAAACAUAGGAGUGCAUAUAUCAUUCUGAAUUAGUGAUUUUGCUUUCCUCAGGUAAAUUCCCAGAAGAGGAACUAGUGGGUUUUACAGUAUUUGAAUUUUUCUCUCUUCUGAUAUUUCAGAUGGUCAAAUAAAAAAAAUGUCCCUAAACUUCGUUGUAUGAAUUCAUCAUUUGAAGAUGUAGAUACAUUUUAUUCUUUCUGGUAUAAUUUUGAUUCGUGGAGAGAAUUUUCUUAUUUAGAUGAAGAAGAAAAAGAAAAAGCAGAAUGUAGUGAUGAGAGGAGAUGGAUUGAGAAGCAGAACAGAGCAACAAGGGCACAACGGAAAAAAGAAGAAAUGAACAGAAUAAGAACAUUAGUUGACAAUGCAUAUAGCUGUGAUCCAAGGAUAAAAAAAUUAAAAGAAGAAGAAAAGGCCAAGAAAGAAGCAGAAAAGAAAGCAAAAGUGGAAGCAAAACAGAAGGAGCAAGAGGCAAAGGAAAAACAAAGACAAGCUGAAUUAGAAGUGGCUCAGUUAGUUAAAGAGAAAGAAGAGGAAGUUAGACAACAAGCAUUACUGGCAAAGAAGGAAAAAGAUAUCCAGAAAAAAGCCAUUAAAAGGGAAAGGCAAAAACUUCGAAACUCAUGCAAGGUAUGUCAGACUGAUUGAAUAAACACUAAAUAACAAGUAAAUCAG